Messenger RNA from Phyllotreta striolata, 1113 nucleotides. The record is from the annotation of a GenBank genome assembly. Lineage: Eukaryota; Metazoa; Arthropoda; Insecta; Coleoptera; Chrysomelidae.
AUGGCCGCCGCCACCGCCGCUCGCCUUCCGGAGACCAUAAAACUCCAGCUCCGCAAGCCCAAAAGCUGGAACUGGGAGCUUACCACGUCCAAAUCCUCCCCUGCCAUAGCCAUGCCUGUUAUCCAGCUGUACGAUUACAGAGGGAAGCUUUUAAUUGAAGCCAAAGAAAGCCCCGAAGAUGCUUUUUCGGGCAACAAACAGAAGAUAUGGCGCAGCGACCAAGGGAAUUCGCAGCAAACUGGUGCUAAUUCAGGCAGCUCGAGAAGGAGUAGAUCAAGAAGUAACAUAAACAUCAGUAGUGAAAGUUUGAGACGGUCAGAAUCGGACAGUUGCAGGAAUUCCCGCACAAAAAUCCUCGAAAAAAAUCCAGAAACUCGGAAACAAAAAAAGAAUAGAGUUGCUAAUCCUUUAGAAACCUCAAAACUCCAAGACAAUUACGAGAUCAGCAAUCCUCAGUUAGAGGAAUUCCUACAUAAGAAGCGAUACACGACGAGAACCAGCAGCGCUGGUACUCUUAUUAUUCCUGAGGAGAGUUUCAGGACGGACCCCCGCAGGAGCAGGCGGCGUCGACGACGUCGCGGCGGCUCCUACGGCCUGGAAUCCUUGGCAGAAGUCCGAGACGCUGCAGCCAGAACUUCCGUCAGUUCUGAAAGGGAUCGGAAAGACGCGAGAUUUAGGGGAUUUUCCGAAGAAAAACACAUCGGGAGGCACAGCGAUCGUGCGGCUAUUCUUUCACGUGAAAAACCGUCAAUCGAUCGAUCCAAAUCGACUCCCGAAGGAAGGGAAUUUCACGGGAAAAAACGGUACCCAUCGAAAAAUCCGUCGUUAUCAGGCUUAUUUUACUCCCGUAGCGAAGUUUUUCCUUUCGAAAGGCUGCUUAAAUGCGAUGAAAAUAACAAUGAUCGAAGGUACGGAAAUUCGGGUAUACGCGAGUGCCGGAAAACCGGGCGUUGUGAAAUCGUCGAUGUAACGGACGCCGGAAAAUGUACCGGAAAUUCCGGAAAAACGCGUAGGAAGAGGAGAAAUCGAACUGUCGAUAGGACCAGGUGUUCUUCGUUUUCUUCCACUUCUUCGACUUCGUCCGGGGAAGUCCAGAUUUCUAGGAGAAAAGGU